Schistocerca serialis cubense is the source of this 4362-nucleotide messenger RNA. RefSeq names its product acyl-coenzyme A diphosphatase FITM2 (gene Fitm). Gene Ontology annotation, cellular component: endoplasmic reticulum membrane. Gene Ontology annotation, biological process: lipid droplet organization; lipid storage; phospholipid biosynthetic process. The record is from RefSeq and is a predicted model, not a curated record. The coding region runs from base 58 to 1188 and encodes 376 amino acids. The transcript has a single exon. Lineage: Eukaryota; Metazoa; Arthropoda; Insecta; Orthoptera; Acrididae.
AUAUCUUUGGUUGUACUUAUAACAUUGCAGUAUCAUGUAGCUAUGUAAUAUUCGAUCAUGGCAACGAGAAGGCGCCCGUUGCAUCAAAAUGCAGGGUCGAGACUUAACUUCAGGCCUCAGGAAAGUUAUUCCUUUGAAGCAAAGGGAAGGAAGCCUCUACCAGAGCCGUCGUCGAUAUGCAACGUCCUACUGAUGAUGGUGCUUCAUGUCUGCAGGAAGACUUUGUUUGUAGAUACAAGCAUUAAGGUGGCUGUGUAUGGUGGUUGUUUAUUUCUCCUUUCACUCAUAGCAGAUAUAUUACCUUUUCCACGCUCAUACUUUUCAAGUUCUGCGAAUGUGUUUAAUGUUUAUUUCGUGAAACUCGGUUGGGGAUGGACGCUCCUCGUAGCUUUUCCAUUUCUAAUUUUGACAAGUUACACUUAUUGCUGUGGUAAGCGUGAGCUUGUCCUGAAACACUUAAUGAGACUUGGUAUAUCCACGUGCUGUUGGUUUUUUUGGGUUAAUACGUUCAGUUACAUAGAAUCAAAUUAUGGAAGGUGCAACCCAAAGAAACACAGCUCGAAAUCAGUAUGCCUGGGAGCAGGUGGAAGCUGGUAUGGGUUUGAUUUAUCAGGGCAUGCAUUUAUAUUGAUUUAUAGCAAUCUCGUGUUGAUUGAAGAAGCGAGAGCUAUAAUAGGAUGGGAAGGAAUACGCGACUUGAUACGGAAUGAAGAACACGCAAGAAGCAACAGUGAUGCGUCUGUCAGCAAUAGCCCAUUGAGGUUGUUGACAGAAGUUGAGUUCCUGCGUUUGAAAGAGUCGUACCAAAAAUUUACGCCCUAUAUACGUUCCUUAUUUAUUGGAAUGACUACCUUAAGUGUCUUGUGGGACAUUAUGUUGGUGAGCACAAUUCUUUAUUACCAUAUAAUGAUUGAAAAGUUCAUUAGCGGUGCUAUAGCAAUUCUUAUGUGGUUUGUGACGUAUAGGUAUUUAUAUGCUUUAAUGCGCAACUUACCUGGUGAAGGACUGUUUAAAUACAGAGAUUUAAAUAUAAACAGAAGUGUUCCAUUAAACAAAAGAUCAUCAUCAACAAGUGUGAAAAAUGAUAUACCCAGGUUUAUGGGGAUGCCUUUAUAUGCAGCAAGAAAUGUAGAGGAAGAAAGUCAACAAAAUGAAGAUCAGUCUUCAGCUGUGAAAACUCAGCUCUGACAUAUGUAGGUGUGCUCUUCUGAACGACCUGCUGAACAAUUAGUUACCUGCACAACUUUUCUAACUUACUUGUUAACAUUGGAGGGAGAGCUCUGGAGAAGUAAAUUGGUGAUCAUUGAUUAUAUCAAUGAAGCAGGCAUUAAAUUUAGGACAUUUGCAAAAAAUUGAAAUGCGCACUUGUUUCAGAGUGAUUAAUUUUCAAUCUGAUAUCUCAUUUGCAUUGCAAUUACUGCUUCACUGUUCUGUUAGAAAUCCUGUGUGAAAUAGAUAUUCAGAUAAGUUUAUGAUGCUGCCUGUCCUUCAAAAUUUUAAUAUCCUUCUCCAUUAUCUGUAUGUAAUGUUUGUUUGGUAUAUAAGAGAAGCAACCAGCGAGUGACAUGUUACUCUACAUCUCUGCGUUUUGGAAGCCUUUUUCUCAGAGCUCUCUGUUUUCAAUGAAUUUAUUUUUUUUGGACAUGUAAUUUAAUAGUAAUGUGUAACUGAAUUUUAUAAUGUGACAGUCACUGAGGAGCAAUCAGUUCAGUUUUGAUACUGAAUGGUACUCAUGUACAAAACUUGUAUCGUGGUAGUUUAUUUACAAGGAUGAACAUGUAUGUUUCGUAAAAUCUGACAUUUUUCCCAGAAUUUUACUGUAGAAGCUAUAACCAGAAGGGAAAUAACAUAAAUACUUCUUUUGAGGUUACUAUUCUUAUAGUCUGUCUUUAAGGCACUUAAUUUUUUCAUGCAGGAAACCAAUUUUUGGAAUGGAAUGUUAUUUAUAAUUGUUGAAAUGUGAGAUGGCUUUUUAAAGAUUUUUUGUUAGGCCUACUGAAAGUAAGAAUUACUUUAUCAUGAUUGUUUUGUUUUAUUUAUUUGGAAAUAAGAGCACAAAUAUCUCUUUUUUUCAGCUGAUAACUGUUUGACAAAAAAAAAAAAAAAUUGUGUUGCCAUUGGUGUAUACAGUCCUUCCCUUAGUUCUGUUGCACUGGUGUUCUUUGAUGGGUGAUGAAACAGUAGCAAAUUGCUUCAAUUUCUUUAUAUUUUGAAAUUGCAGUGCCUCACAAUCAAUCUGACUUUCUGAUUAAAUUUUGCAUAUUGUAAGAUGAUUUCUGUGAUUGUCUGGUGUUGAACACUUGUCAAAACACCCUCUCACAGGCAACACUUUCCUUCCUUUGUAGAAUAUUCACAGUAUGUCUGUUGCUAUUCUCCUUGCAUGCAGAAGGUGCAUUAGAUUUGUCCUGAUUGUGAAGAAGACUGGCAGUAUUGUUGUAUUCUGAUUAAAAUUAUUUUGUUUGACAUUCCAGCGAGUCAAGUGGUACUGGCCAUCUGCCAUCCAAUAGUAGUUGAGUGCCUAGUGCUUGCUGUGUUGCCUGUAAUGCAGGUUUCAUAUAUUGCCUUGUAAAGCAUAAAUGGCUGUGCACAACCAACACUGCUGUCCACAACUCCAACCCGCCAGUCUUAAAAUUAAGUUUAAUCGGAAUAUAUCCAUUGACACAAAUUUUACAUUAUGACAGCAUACUCUCAAACUGCAGAAAUGGGUCAAUUCUGUGGGGACCACAUAUGCCAGUAGCAUGAAUAGACAGCAGUUUGUAUUUGAUGGAUAUGUGCCUCAGAGUUAACACUUUUAAUGACAAAUCCUUUUUAUAAAAAAUUUGGCAGUGUGUGCGUUUGAUUUGUGUUGUGCAAUAUGGUUGUCUGAUAUCUACUCUUGUACACUCCUUCAGGGAAAACUAGAUAAUUUUAAGCUGUCAGAAUUGUAUUUUUGUGUGUUGGAUGAGCAUAGUCAUAUUUGCAUUGAUAGAAAUGACCCGUGCAUUUGGUAUCUUUGAAAUACUGAAGUUGUCUGAAAUGAUCUGUUUGUGUCGAUCCAUGUCAUCAUCAAUAUCCAAUGUGUAAAAUACUCAGUAUAAGAAGAAUUGUAGUUUAUCUCAUAAGACCACAGUUCUUGGCUUUUCAACUAAGUUUUACAAUUUAACCGAGAUGUAAGGGCAGUGUGAUAAGACACCAGAACUUACAUUCCAAUAGGAAAUAUUGAAAGAAAAAGUCACUGUAGUGUUUUAUUUCUGUCUGCACAUACGUCAUGCACCACAUCAUUAUGCUACAGGUCAAGGUUUGCAUCCAGUACUGAGAGACCCUACUGGCCUGGUAUGUGGGAACUGUAGCCACACUCCUUUUCUCAUAGCUGUCCUUACCGUAAUCUGAAUUAUUGAGUACUUUCCAUAUGUAAAUAAAUUCUGUGGUUGCUCAUGUAUGUUGACAGACCUUACUUUUGAUAAUUCUUUUGACUUGUGAUAACUUACAAAGAAUAUUAGAUAGUUCGAUAAAUACUUCAGCCUGUGUGUAAUUUCUCUUCGUAUGUAUGCUCUCCAGUUUUCGUAGCAUUCAAAUCUGUCUUCAUUGUUUUCUAGAUAAUGUUUUACUUAAUGGGAGGGGAAUGAAUAAAUUAACUCGGUUGUAUGCAAAGACUUAGGUUUACUGCAAGAUUGGUGUUACUAUUAGGAAAUACUCAUUUAUUCCUUUAAAAGAUGCAAUAUUGGAGUUUUUGCCAUGUACAUGUAAUGUUUUAACAGUAAUUCAGGUUACAGUAUCAGUGGAAAUGUCUGAGAGUGAGAGCCAGAUGAGAAACUUUUUGUGCUCUUAUGUGUUUGAUUUUUGAGGGAUGUUCAAAUCCUUUUUCAGCCAAUACGCUCUCGAAAAAUUGUAUUAAAUGUCUUUCAGAAUUGCAAUUAAAUGUUGACCAAUGUAAUCAAUUUAUUUUAUAUUUAUAUUGAACCCAUUUCUGUUUUGUGUACCUGUAAAUCUGACUUUGGGUUUCCAUUUUUAAUGUAUGUUUGAAAAAUGCUAUUGUGGUAAGAGGAAGUUAGAGAAUUCAGAUGAAAUGUGUUUUUUGCCAGGCAGCUGAACUAAAAGAUUUACAUUUUCUCACAGUAUAUUUAUGAAAUACAGCAAACUAUUUAUGUAUUGUAGGCUCUCUAUCUCAAUUUGAAAUUUAUUUUAUUCCAUUAUGUGAAGGCUGUGAAGCUUUUAUUAAGACAGUACAAAUUAUUAAACUUCGUACCAGUGGUAAUGUUGCCCAGAUAGAAGCCAGGAAGCAAGUAGCAAAAUGUGAAAUACAUAAAAUGUAUAUCUGUGAUGUGUUUUUCUUAACAAAUAUGUAUUUUAAGGAUUGUUAAAAUAUAUACUUUUCUAUAUUAA